AUGCAAUACGUGCGAUCCCUGUCCGGCUCCGUCUCCAAGACGUGGAAUUCUAUCAACCCGGCCACGCUGUCAGGCGCAAUCGACGUCAUUGUAGUCGAGCAAGAAGACGGCUCUCUUGCAUGCUCACCAUUCCACGUCCGCUUCGGCAAGUUCUCGCUACUCCGACCGUCGGAAAAGAAGGUCGAGUUCAAGGUCAACGAUGAGCGUCGCGACUAUCCCAUGAAGCUGGGAGAGGGGGGUGAGGCCUUCUUUGUCUUCGAGACGUCGUCCAGCGUGCCCGAAGCUCUGCAGACGUCUCCCCUGGUCUCACCUGCACAGAGUCCAGACUUCAAGUCGGCAGAGUCGUCUGCUCUCGCCGAGCCAGACACGUUCGACCUCAACUCGCUGUCGGCCACGCUCCCUGCCACCCCCACAUACAACAGAAGAGAGCACGCCAAAUCCAUUGCUGCAAUCAACUUCAACCCCCUCCAUUCUUCCGAACGACGAGCUCAGAGCGACAACGGCCAAGCCACCUCACUAGACGACCAAGCCAUCACUACCGACAACCCUAAGCCCGUACUCGCACACCUCCACCGCUCUGCCACCGACGAUGCCGUUCCCGUCGCAAAGGCAGCCAUCAGCGCCUCGAUGAAGACAAGCGAUCCAUUCCCCGUGCCCGUGGCCUCGGACUCUUCUCGCUCUCGAACCGAACGUUCAUCGAGCCCACCGCCCGUCUCUGCCGAAGAGGCCAUGACAAGAGCUAUCAAUCUUUCGAAGAAGUUGUGGGGCUCCAACAUUCCUUCCCAAGUCACCGACAAGGGCGAUAUCAUGCUGGACAUGACAGGCUACAAGAGCAGUGAAGACGAAGGCUUGCGUGCAGAGGUUCUGGCUAGAAAGAUCCUGUCAGAAGAGCUGGAAGGCAAUUAUGACAUUGGUUCCUUGAUCGGUGCAGACGAGAAGGGUAAUCUAUGGAUCUACAGCAGCGAGGAAGCCAAAGAGCAGGCCAACAGGAAGGUCGCCCAAGGUCUGAAUGUCCUGCAACCAGCUGGCUAUACUUCAACAGACGCUCUGUCGGAUCCUGGUUACCACUCGGAUGACUCUCGCAGCGAAACGUCUGCCACAUAUACUGCUACACACAUGCGACGAGACUCUGACAGCGCUGUGGGUCUGUCUUCAGGUCCUGCAUCUCCUCAAGCUGCUGGUGAUCCAAACCGAAACUACGCAAAGACACUUCGCCUGACAAGCGACCAACUCAAAUCUCUAGAUCUCAAGCCGGGGCCUAAUACCAUGAGCUUCAGCGUUAACCGCGCUACCUGUACUGCCAUGAUCUACCGAUGGCGUUGGGAUGUACCCAUUGUCAUUUCGGACAUUGACGGCACAAUCACUAAAUCCGACGCACUCGGCCACGUUUUGAACAUGAUUGGUCGUGAUUGGACCCAUCUUGGUGUGGCCAAGCUGUUCAGCGAGAUCUCAGCCAAUGGCUACAACAUCAUGUAUCUGACCUCCCGGUCAGUCGGUCAGGCAGACACGACGAGAAACUAUCUUGCAAACGUGGUACAAGACGGAGGCUUCAAACUACCACGAGGGCCGACCAUCAUGAGUCCCGAUCGUACCAUUGCAGCAUUACGACGCGAGGUGUAUCUCCGGAAACCAGAAGUCUUCAAGAUGGCCUGUCUGCGCGACAUCAUGGCCCUGUUUACCGGACUCGGAGGCAGCAACAACGCGGAUGCGGCUGGUCCUACCACCUCGGCCGAGAGCAAAACCGGGUUGGUCGGUAAGUCCAGCGGUAAGGGUGGGUCUCCAUUCUACGCAGGCUUUGGCAACCGUCUCACAGAUGCGCUCUCAUAUCGUUCUGUCAACAUUCCCAGCACGAGGAUCUUCACUAUCAACUCCAAUGCAGAAGUCUCGCUGGAUUUACUAUCACUGAAUACAUACAAGACUGGCUAUGUAAGCAUGCGCGAGAUUGUAGACCACUACUUCCCGCCUACAGCACUACUCGUCAAAGGUGGUGGUGAAGAGUUUACAGACUUCAACUACUGGCGUGAGAAGCCGCUAGAACUUGCCGACUUCUCUGCAUCAGAGAGCGACGACGAC
Messenger RNA from Aureobasidium subglaciale EXF-2481, 2073 nucleotides. RefSeq lists its product as uncharacterized. NCBI's taxonomy places the organism in Eukaryota, Fungi, Ascomycota, Dothideomycetes, Dothideales, Saccotheciaceae. The transcript has a single exon. Gene Ontology annotation, biological process: fatty acid catabolic process; triglyceride biosynthetic process. Gene Ontology annotation, molecular function: phosphatidate phosphatase activity. The annotation marks the transcript as partial. Gene Ontology annotation, cellular component: nucleus. The record is from RefSeq and is a predicted model, not a curated record.